AUGGCUCUUUUGUGCUUUAGCAAGAAGAAAAAUGUGGCCAAACGGACAUGGAAGCGAUUCACUAAGAAGAUCAGAUCCAAAUUUAGAGACCUAGAGAUUGCUGCAUCAAUCAGAGAUUCGACUUAUCGUCUCCUCCGUGUCAUCUCUCACCGUCUCAUCAUUCCUUUCAAGACAAGGUACCUUCAAAACUCUAUUUCUCGAACUCAUUUCAACAACGACUAUAUCUAUAGUCAUAGUCAUAGCCAUGGCCGGAGACAAGGGUCUCGGUUCCUGGAAUUCUUCUCUCGUUCUUUCGCCAAAACAAAGUGUAUUAAAAGGCAUAAUGAGAGUAACUACUGGCAAAUCUGCGAAUACCAAAGCCAACGAUGGAGGCAGGGGAAGAUCAAUAGAGAGGAGAAAAUUUUGGGACGAAAGAAGAAAAAAGAAGAAGAAGAGGGGCCGCAGGAGAUUGUUGAUUCGAUAGAAGUUGCUUGGAGGAGAGUGGUGGCUGCAUCGCCACACCUUAGGGUGGACGAAAGAGCCGACGAGUUCAUAUAUAAGUUUAGAGAGGGGAUGAGAAUGGAGAAAGAGAUAUCUUUUCUUGAGUUCCAAGAAAGGUUAAAACGAAGUGCAUGA
Eutrema salsugineum is the source of this 615-nucleotide messenger RNA. RefSeq lists its product as uncharacterized. NCBI's taxonomy places the organism in Eukaryota, Viridiplantae, Streptophyta, Magnoliopsida, Brassicales, Brassicaceae. The coding region runs from base 1 to 615 and encodes 204 amino acids. The transcript has a single exon. The record is from RefSeq and is a predicted model, not a curated record.